GCCGCCGCCGCCGCCGCCGGAUCGGUUUCUCGGGGUUUGACCAGCUGUCCCAGGCUAACCCUCUGCUCUCUGAAGAUGGAGGAAGUAAAAACAGGAUUACCCUUAGCUACGGCUCCUCCGCCGCCUUAGUCCCCCCACAGCCAACUGCCGUGCACAAACACACCUCCACUGGGCAGAGGGAGCCGACACUAAUAAACACACAAACAAAAGGGGGAUGGAACUGACUCACUGCCUGCGCGGCUGAGUGUGUGCCUGCCUACCUGGACUAGGGGGAAGAUAAGCACUGCACUUUGACUAUGGAAGCAGAAGCUGUUGAUGGAUAUAUUACAUGUGACAAUGACUAUUCGCCUGAAAGGGAGCACUGCGGCAUGGCCAUCGACCUCACCUCUAGCACUCCCAAUGGGCAGCACACCUCCCCCUGUCACAUGGCAGGCACAAAUUCAGUAAAGCUAGAAAUGCAAAGUGAUGAGGAAUUUGACAGGAAGCCCCUGAUUCAUGAAGAUAUUAUCAGAGCUCAUGAUGGAGGAAGCAGCCUGGAAGAUCCCUUCAUUGGGAGUAACGAGAUGGUGGAUAACAGAAAGAUGCAGGAGCUAUCAAGCGAGGGAGGAAUCCGGCUUCCGAAUGGUAAACUGAAAUGUGACGUCUGUGGCAUGGUUUGCAUUGGGCCCAAUGUGCUAAUGGUACAUAAAAGGAGCCACACUGUGGGGAAGCCUCACAAGUGCAACUACUGUGGCCGGAGCUACAAGCAGCGCAGUUCUCUGGAGGAGCACAAGGAACGCUGCCACAACUAUCUGCAGAAUGUCAGUCUGGAGGCUGCCGGGCAGGUCAUGAGUCACCAUGUACCUCCUCUGGAAGAUUGUAAGGAACAAGAGCCUGUGAUGGACAACAAUAUUUCUGUGGUGCCUUUUGAGAGACCUGCUGUUAUAGAGAAGCUGACGAGCAACAUGGGAAAGCGUAAAAGCUCCACCCCACAGAAGUUUGUGGGUGAAAAGUUCAUGAGAUUUGGCUAUCCAGAUAUCCCCUUUGAUAUGAACCUAAGCUAUGACAAGGAGGCUGAGCUGAUGCAGUCUCACAUGAUGGACCAAGCCAUCACCAAUGCAAUCACCUACCUUGGAGCUGAGGCACUUCACCCCCUGAUGCAGCACACACCGAGCACAAUUGCAGAGGUGGCUCCGGUCAUCAGCUCAGCUUACGCUCAGGUCUAUCAUCCCAGCAGGAUAGAGAGGCCCAUCAGCAGGGAAACGGCCGACAGCCACGAGAACAACAUGGAUGGCCCCAUCUCCCUCAUCAGACCAAAGAGUCGAAUCCAGGAUAGAGAGGGCUCCCCCAGCAAUAGCUGCCUGGAUUCUACUGACUCAGACAGCAGCCACGACGACCGCCAGUCCUACCCAGGAAACGCUGCCUUAACCCCCAAGAUCAAGCCAAACCCGGCUUAUGUGAAGGAAGAGGCCAAGCCUUUGGAUGUCACAAAAGCUUCUAAGGGCUCUUUAAAGGAUAUGUACAAGGUGAUCAACGGAGAAGGGGAGCAGAUCAGGGCUUUCAAGUGCGAGCACUGUCGCGUCCUCUUCCUGGACCAUGUCAUGUACACCAUCCACAUGGGCUGCCAUGGCUACCGGGACCCGCUGGAGUGCAACAUCUGUGGCUACCGGAGCCAGGACCGCUAUGAGUUCUCGUCGCACAUAGUCCGGGGGGAGCACACAUUCCGCUAGGCCUUCUCAUCCAAAGGGGACUCGUAUGAAGUAGAAGAACUGCACAUGAAGAAAUACUGCACUUACAAUCCCACUUUUCUUCGGACAUUGAGACGCCUAUUUUGUUGUUGUUGCUGUUGUUGUUGUUGCCGUUGUUUAAUUAUUAUUAUUAACCUUAUUUUUUGUGGACCCAACCUCAUUUGCUCUGCCCAGCUUAAGAAUGGAAAGAAGGAAGGGAAUGGAUAAAAGAGGGUUUUGUUGUGGCAAUCAGUUUUUGGGGAGUGACCCGCCUUGCUCUCUGUGGGAAUUGGAAGGCAGUCCGUGUCCGUCUCAGUCAGUUGUACACCAUGUCCUCUUUUGGGAUGUCGCUCAACCAUACCAGGUGCUUUCAAGUCCCAACAAGAUGCCACUCAUUUGGAAUUUCAGAGGAAUAGGUAGAAACAUUUCAGAGGAGAGCCUUUUUCUAAUGUGAACAUAUGGUGUGAGCUUUUGGUGGCUGGAGGAAAGGGGGGGGAACUUUGUGCUGCAGAAUGAACAAUUAUUUUUAAAGCAAAACUCGUAGGGAGUUAGGAGCAUGAAUCAAAGUCAAUAUUCCUCUCAAAACUACUUUCAAGGGUGAGCUGUUUUCCUGGGUUCAGUGUGUAUUGCCCCUCUAGAAUGUAAAUAAAUGAAAAAAAAAAAGAAAUGUAUGUCUUAACACUGUACCACAUUACAGCAGUUUAGUUUCAUAAGUCUGAGGGCCUUCUGUGGUAAGUUUGAGGCUUUGUGUUUUUAUUUUUCUUAACUUAUGAAGCACCUUUUUUUAGAAUUGUUUAUAUUCUGUUACUCCAUGCCUAUGUGUUGUCUCACUGGCUUCUUAGAGACUCUUGGGAGCCUUAUUUCUUUAGUUGCACCCUAAGUUUUAAGAAAGAACAUUUAGAAAUAACAUUUA
Molecule: messenger RNA, 2619 nt
Organism: Lonchura striata (white-rumped munia)
Lineage: Eukaryota; Metazoa; Chordata; Aves; Passeriformes; Estrildidae
Gene: IKZF2
Product: IKAROS family zinc finger 2
Biological process (GO): regulation of transcription by RNA polymerase II
Cellular component (GO): nucleus
Molecular function (GO): RNA polymerase II cis-regulatory region sequence-specific DNA binding; DNA-binding transcription factor activity
Source: RefSeq, a predicted model, not a curated record